This is a messenger RNA of Gracilinanus agilis (Agile Gracile Mouse Opossum), 576 nucleotides long. RefSeq names its product retinal dehydrogenase 1-like. The record is from RefSeq and is a predicted model, not a curated record. The annotation marks the transcript as partial. NCBI's taxonomy places the organism in Eukaryota, Metazoa, Chordata, Mammalia, Didelphimorphia, Didelphidae. Gene Ontology annotation, molecular function: benzaldehyde dehydrogenase (NAD+) activity. The transcript is spliced from 5 exons.
GAGGAUGUAGAUAAGGCAGUGAAAGCAGCAAGAUCAGCUUUUCAAAUUGGGUCCCCAUGGCGGACAAUGGAUGCCUCAGAGAGAGGAAGGCUCUUGAACAGGCUGGCUGAUUUAAUUGAAAGAGAUCGUCUGUUAUUGGCAACAUUAGAAUCUGUGAAUGGUGGAAAAGUCUUUUCCAAUGCAUAUCUGAUGGACUUAGGGGGCUGUGUGAAGAUAUUGCGCUACUUUGCAAGCUGGGCAGAUAAGAAUCAGGGUCGUACUAUCCCAAUAGAUGGAAAGUAUUUCUCUUACACAAGACAUGAACCUGUCGGUGUUUGUGGCCAAAUCAUUCCUUGGAAUUUUCCUUUGGUUAUGUUCAUUUGGAAAAUUGGACCUGCACUUUGCUGUGGAAACACUGUGGUUGUCAAACCAGCGGAGCAGACCCCACUCUCUGCACUUUAUGCAGCAUCCCUAAUCAAAGAGGCAGGAUUUCCACCAGGAGUAGUGAAUAUUGUGCCGGGUUAUGGACCCACAGCUGGAGCAGCCAUUUCUUCUCAUAUGGAUGUGGAUAAAGUGGCCUUCACAGGGUCCACAGAG